Molecule: messenger RNA, 5030 nt
Organism: Lytechinus pictus (painted urchin)
Lineage: Eukaryota; Metazoa; Echinodermata; Echinoidea; Temnopleuroida; Toxopneustidae
Product: rho GTPase-activating protein 18-like
Exons: 7
Coding region: 970-1746 (258 amino acids)
Biological process (GO): signal transduction; regulation of small GTPase mediated signal transduction; regulation of actin filament polymerization
Cellular component (GO): cytoplasm
Molecular function (GO): GTPase activator activity
Source: RefSeq, a predicted model, not a curated record
AGAUAUCAAACUCUUGUGUCCGGAUUGGAAUAUGCAUUAUGAUUAAAGAGCUUUGAAACUAGUCCACACCGAGUUUAUCGACAUUCUGCACACUGCUAUCCUUGUCAAAGUAAUAAGGACGUUCUGACAGAGCAUUGCCAAAGAGUUGUACGUAAGAGGGACUUCGCCAAGAAGCCGAAGGUUUAUUGCCAUUGAUUCUUGAAACAACUGACAUUCUACAGACUUGAUGUCACAUGAGCGGGUUGGUUUGGACACGACUGGAUCAAUUAAUUGGUAUUACUCAUUUCAGCCUGAUCUUAUUACUUUCCAGUGGAGCUAGUAUUGGUGUACCAAGAGAUAGAAGAUUAACAGCAGCGGCACGAAGUUUGAAUCAUCUUCCUACAUGCAGGAGAUGACCCCACUGUCUUAUGGAUUUUGAUCAUCAUUGCUUUGCUUUGCUCUCAAGAACUUACAAUUUUCUUCAUGGUUUCUCAUAUUCUGGUAGUCAAGAUUGAAGAAGUGUUGUGAAGAUCAGGAUCAAGAUAUACCUUUAUAAAAAAAAAAAAAUCUAUUUUUGUUUCAACACCUGGAACCAAUUGUUUAUUUGUUUUCUUGUCCUAUGAGAAACUCUCCUAUGAUCUGAAGAUCUUGUUAGUGACCAAUAUUUCUCUUGACCUUGUACUGAAAUCAACAUCAUUUCUUUUGACGUUGGUUUGGAUUGACAUUUACUUCAAGCACCUGUUACGGUUUAUUUUGAUGACACUAUCUACAUGUACCUGUACAUGUAUAUUCCUACCACCAUCCCUUUGUGCUGCUUUUAAGCAAUCAGCGGUGUUAGGUUACCCCGCUACCUCAGAUUGCCUCUGUUUGGAUUAUAGGGAUUAUACUCCAGGAAUUAUGUCCAUGAAAUCGUUCUAUUUCUGAUUGCGUAUCCUAUCCUUAUUUCUUGUAAAUUGAUCCCCCCAAAAGAGCAAGUAGUGUUGUUUCUCCAUGAUUGCCAAAAUGAUGCUUGGAUUGUGUAGUUUUCUGUCGAGGAAGAGAUCGAAAGCGAGACUUCAGGACCUACAUGGUGCUGAUGAAGUCUUUUUAAGGCAAGAAGAUCUAUUCAAGAGCCUUGCUACAACCCUACCAAAUAUCACUAUUGCCAAAGAUGCACAGGGUACCACCCCAGUAGAAUUCCUAUCAGGAAAGGAUGUUGAUAAAGUGAGGAAGAUAGCUCUGAUAGAGCUGACGGCCAUGUUUGACAGGAUGGGCAUCGAGUUUGAACCCAUCAGAAAAUCAACCAAGAGGAGAGUCAAAGAGAAUGGUGUAUUUGGUGUUCCUUUAAGAAACCUCAUUGCCAACGAUAGAAUGUGGAGCCCAGAAACAACCACACCUCUCUUUCUCCAAAAAUUAAUAGGUUACUUAGAAAUCCAUGGUUUAAAUGAAGAAGGAGUGUUGAGAGUACCAGGUUCAUCAGCAAGGAUAAAGCAACUUCGAGAAGAGAUUGAGCGUGAUUUCUACGAUGGCAAGUUCAGCUUUGAAGACCUGCGGAUUAAUGAUGCAGUUGGACUUUUAAAGCAGUUCUUGAGAGAGAUGCCUACGCCCAUCCUUACAUUUGAAUACGUGAAUGCCUUUGCCAUGGUUGAAAAAAUCAAGGACCGGAAAAAGCAGCUACAGUGCCUUAAUCUCCUCGUCUUGGUGCUACCAGAUACGCACAGAGCAACGUUGAAGGUAACAGUUUAUACAUGUUUAAAAAGUCUUGGGGAAAUGUUAAAUUUCGAAUGAAGUUUGGUGAAACCAUGGUCCCCACGGUGACGGGGACGCAACCGUUUUCCUCCGGGGGCAUCACUCGGGGAACUAUAGUUCCAACCUUGGCCCUGGGAAGCGGGUUUGCUGGGGGUGCUGCAUGUAUUAUUCUCUAUAGGCAGCACCCCUGGAAUUCUGGUAGGUGUUAACAAAUGGAAAAAUGUAAAGUAAAUGACCUACAUGUAUAUUUUGUAGUGAACCUUUUUUAUUGCUUGUCAAAUUUACGUCAGCACUCCCAGUAAAAAAAAAUGUUCUCGGGGCCCUGGUUCUAACCACCUCCUCUGGCAGCUGUACAUAUUGGUUCACAUGAUAUAUUGGUACACAUGUAGGUGUUUAAACAGGGUACUUUUGUACUACAGAGUGCGAAGUAUGAUGAAAAGUCCUGCUUCACCAUGCAUCAUAUUUCAUGUGUAAUCUCAUUAAUGAGAACAGGGUGGCAUCUAUCCCCUCAGAAUGAUCUGACCAUCGUAGUGAUACGUUAUAUACAGUGGUGCUUAAAAGUUAGUGAACCCCACCAGAAAAUGCACUCCUUCAUGCUGAGUGUUGAAUGGAGAAAACAACACUACAAAGUUCGGCGAGCCCAGAGAAAUAAACUUUAUUGAAUGUAAUAUUUUAUCACAAUUAAAUAUCUAAACAUGGCAGAACUUGAACACUUGAAAUAUGUUCAUUUUCUGAACCACUGUAUCUACACAACUGGAAAUGUAAGUGUGAUUUUCAAUCACAUUUAAAUCUCUGAGAAAUCAUAAAGUUCAUAAGGUAGUAUUUGUUGUCCCAAAUAAAUGAAUAAAUGGAAACUUGCAUUUUUACAUGAUAUUUUGAAAAUACAUGUACAUUAGAAAAAUGAACAUAUUUACACUUUUAAGUUAAACAUUGACACAUUAACAGUUAUGAACAUUAAACAAUAAACCUCAUCGCAGAAUCACUCAGAUUUUGCAAGAAGGUCUGCGUAAAAGAAAGAUUCAAUAUUUGUUUAAUUCUCUUUUGUUAGAGGUGAAAUAUGACAUUCCUUUUCCUGGGAAAAGAUUCUUUGAAAUAUUUGUCAAAAAUUUAAGAAAAGUACAAAUCUUUGACUUUGUCAAAUCCUAAUUCUUCUAGUCAUGUAGAAUAACACCAAGUUACCCAUUUCCCGUACCUGAAGGGUUAUGUUGAUCACAAGUCUAUCCCUCUGUUAUAAUCAGAAAUUCUUAUUAUGGAAAAGGUAAUAAUCAGCAGGUGUACCUUUUCUUAUGGUGGGACACGUAGUGACUGAUUGCAGAUAGAAGGGAUCUGUUAGUAAUCAUCAAAAUCUGUCUAUUUUCCAGAGAGUACUGACAGAUCCCCCAUGUGGGGAUGCUUAGCAGGUGUACCUGGACCCUGUAACAUCAAACUUAGCAAUUGAUCAUAGGGCUGAUUUACGAUUGAUCAUACACAAUAAUCGGUGCAAGCAUUUGUAGAAAUCAACCCCACAAUCAAUCGCUAAGCUUCGUGUAACCAGGCCUUAAUGAUGAAUCCUUCGUUGUCAUUGGAGAAAGUAGAUAUGUUUAAUUAUCAGGGCAUGUCUCUGUUUCCCAGAUGGGAUAGCUUAUAUGAUGCACCACCCUUUCCUACAUUCUUAAGUUUGGAUUGAUUUCAGAAUCUUGGAAUCAAUCAUCAAAGUCUGUCUAUUAUUUAAAGGGCAGUGACAGAUGUCACUUGUAUACCUUGCAAUGUGGCAAGACUUCAGAAGGUGGACCGCCCUUUCCUUUACCUUCGAUCGGCUCAUGGUCGAUCGAAGACGUGGAAGGGAAGACAAAGGCCCUCCAAUUACAUGCCCCAGUAAAUCCCAGUCGAAAGUGUUCCCUGUUCGUGACAAUUUAUGGAAUAUCCCCAAAUAGGCUGCAAAUGGCUGCCAGAAAAAGAGAUUAAAAGGCUUUCAGAGGAAAUAUCUAUUUGUUAUCUUAGCUUGAAGCCAGGACUUGUCAUUUCAUUCUGUGGCAGUCCAUUAUACUUUAAGCAUUCACACAUGACUUUUUGAUCCUUGUGAUUUUUAGGUUUUUAGGUUAAAAAAAAAUUAAAUGUUAUAGUCGUAUGACAACUUUUAUUAUUUCAAAUUGCCUUCAUUGUUCGAUUACUUGUUUUGUUUUACAUAAAAUUGUUAUAAACACGGUAAUGGAUCUUGCAAGAGAUUAGCAUUGUGUGGUAAAUAAGCAACCUUAUUGAGAUUACUACUGCUUACCAUAAACCGUUUUUAAAUAUUUUCCCAAUCAUUUGUAUAAUGUAUUGCAUCAUGUUGAAGACUUCAGUCUUUACAAAUAAAUCAUUAACCUUGAUAUGAUAUAUACAUUAACUUAAGCAGUUAAUACUGUAUAACUAUUUCUGUAGCCAUGCGCAAGUACAAUGAUCCAGGUAAUAAAACUAUGAAUUGUUUGUCUGCAAUAUGCUUUCUUUUUUUGCAAACUAAAAUCCUUUAGUUUGAAAUAAAACAUUGUUGCAUUUCCCAGGCAUAGAAGAUUCAGUUGAUCACAAUCAAUUAUAACAUUUAUAUCUCUGUACGUUACACUCCAGAUAAUGUGUUAAUACAUUAUCUCCUGUGCAACAGAAUAAACAGGUUUUUGAAUGACAAAAAUUGUCAGGUAUCAUAACGUGAGAUAUAAAGUAAAGACAAUACAUACAUUUUGUUGAUUUAUUAUUAGGGCUGUAAUAAGAAUGCUAAUAAGGGCAUUUUUAGUGUAUAGGUGUGUAUAUUUCCAAUUUCAGAUUUGAAUGAUAUAUAUAUUCGAUAAAAAUAGAAAAGAAUAAAAAGAUAUGUGUGUGAAUGAAGAUCCCAGACCAGAAAAGUAAGUCUCUUUUUUUCCUUGCUAUAUUACGAUCCAAGCUACAUAUUGUUGUUUUGUGUAUUUCAUCAAAGAUUUAUUAUUCUUUUUAAGUUAGAGAAACAUUGAUAAUUACUGUGUAUGAACACACCACUGUAAAGCUAACCCACCGCUGGGUGUUUUGACUUCAGGCUGUUAUGAUGACCCGUUGUUAUCAUCCUGGUUGCUAAGCAUGAUGGGAAGACAGGAAGUGAGAGCAACAGUCUCUGUCAUGCAAUCGCAUUUCUAUCCAAUUUUCUUUCUUUCUCUGUCUCUCUUUAAAAAAAAUUUUAAAACAAAUUGAGUGAAGCUAUCAAUUAAGUUCUGUGCAGUCCUGUGUAAAAGUCUGCCACACAAAACUUUAAGCAGUCUUAAAAAUGUGGAGCAAAUUCUAAUACGAUACCAGGACAAUUAUUCCGUCCGUGUAUCUUGCGAGUAGUGGAUCCUCUCCAC